GGCUAUGGCGAGCAUGGCGCAGUGGGUUUGGCCUGCUGUUCGCGCUCUCAGGCUCUGGGGCCCGGGCGGUGAGCGGGCCUGGGCUCGCCGGCCUCGCAUUGCAGGUAGAAGGACGCCUGUACCUUUUUCUGCUGGCGUCUCGAGUAUCUUUGGAAGUGGAGGCAGCAGUGAGAAGGAGAAGCUCUUUCUGCAGGACAUCGCUGAGCUGAUUCAAGCCAGGGCCUGCCAGAGGGUGGUGGUCAUGGUGGGGGCUGGCAUCAGCACUCCCAGUGGCAUCCCGGACUUCAGGUCUCCAGGGACUGGCUUCUACAGUAGCUUCCAGCACGCUGAUGUCCCGUACCCCGAGGCCAUUUUCGAACUCUCAUUUUUUCUUCAUAACCCCAGGCCCUUCUGCACGUGGGCCAAAGAGAUGUACCCUGGGAACUACAGACCCAACAUCAUCCACUAUUUCCUUCGGCUGCUCCACGACAAGGGGCUGCUCCUGCGCCUCUACACACAGAACAUCGACGGGCUGGAGCGAGUGUCAGGCAUCCCUGGCUCCAAGCUGGUCGAAGCUCACGGGUCCUUUGCCUCCGCCACCUGCACUGUCUGCCGGAGAGCCUCCCCCAUGGAGGACUUCUGGGCUGCCGUGAUGGGGGACAGGGUCCCCUCCUGUGCAGUCUGCACCGGCGUUGUGAAGCCUGACGUCGUGUUCUUCGGGGAGGCGUUGCCGCAGAGGUUCUUGCUGCACGUGGUGGACUUCCCCACCGCAGACCUGCUGCUCAUCCUCGGGACCUCUCUGCAGGUGGAACCUUUCGCCAGCCUGUCUGAGGCCGUGCGGAGCUCAGUGCCCCGAGUAUUCAUGAACCAGGAAGCGGUGGGGCCCUUGUCCUGGCGUCCUCGCAGCAGGGAUGUGCUGCAGCUGGGGGACCUGGUGGACAGCGUGGAAAGGCUGGUGGAGCUGCUGGGCUGGUCGGAGGAGCUGAAGGACCUUGUCCAGCGGGAGACGGGGAAGCUCAGUGGACAGGACAGAUAGGGUGACGGCUGUUCCCAAACCAGAAAUGGCCACAUGGAGUCACCACCCAUUUCUGAACAGACCUCAUGCCUGAAGACCAGCUUGGGCAGGUUUGCAGAUUGUCUGACACAGCACACGAUCUCAGAGAGCAGAGCGUGGGGCCCAGACAGCACCCUCUCUCGCUGUGUCUCUGCUGCCUGCCCACCCAUGGGUAUGGAGGCCCUGGGCCUGCCUUCCCUCACUUUAGUCCGCACCCAGCCGAAGUCCUCACUGCCAAGCGUUCCCUUCCGGCUGUGGCCCAGCCUCCUGUGUCCGGGUCCCCAUCUGAAGGGAGGCCGGCAUCUGUCAGAAAGACCUCAGGCUGCGCGGCCCAGCACUUCCCGGCGUGGGCACUGGGCCCUGGGCUGGGCUCAGCUAGUGGCAGCCUCUUUAGUAGGGUUAGUUGUGACGAGUUCAUAGUUCAUUUCCGGCAUGAAAUAAACAUUACUGUAGCACUGGGCAUCCUUUCACUCUGUUCC
Molossus molossus (Pallas's mastiff bat) is the source of this 1512-nucleotide messenger RNA. RefSeq names its product sirtuin 3 (gene SIRT3). Gene Ontology annotation, molecular function: NAD+ binding; histone deacetylase activity, NAD-dependent. Lineage: Eukaryota; Metazoa; Chordata; Mammalia; Chiroptera; Molossidae. The record is from RefSeq and is a predicted model, not a curated record. The transcript has 7 exons. Bases 5 to 1015 code for a protein of 336 amino acids.